Messenger RNA from Drosophila ficusphila, 1059 nucleotides. RefSeq lists its product as uncharacterized. The transcript is spliced from 4 exons. The record is from RefSeq and is a predicted model, not a curated record. NCBI's taxonomy places the organism in Eukaryota, Metazoa, Arthropoda, Insecta, Diptera, Drosophilidae. Bases 368 to 952 code for a protein of 194 amino acids.
UACUUGGCUAAAUGGACUUUGGAUAUUGCAGCAUGGGAAAAACAGAAAGCCGAGAAAACGAAAGAUAGAUGAAUAGAACAAAACGACAACUAAAUGGAUAAUUGGCCCUAGUUCUACUUCGAGUCAAAAACUUUAGUUAGUUGCUUUGAACACCUCGUGGCAAACAGACGUUUCUAAUCAAAUUUGAAUAUAAAAAAAAAACCAACUAGUUACAAAAAUUUUUAAGGAUAUUUAAAAACCUUAAAAAGGAUACAACCUUACUUAAUACUGCUAAUUAAUAAAAAGUCAAGACAUCAAUAGCGGAAUAAUUAAAUUGAAUAAAUCGGAAUAACACUUAAUUACUCAACUUUUUAUAAUCUUGUUCAAAAUGAAGUAUUUUGAAUUUUUGAGCCUCUCAUCAGUAGGCCUCAGCAUAGCUUGUGUAGACCUUCUUAUAGCCCUUAGCAUUUUGGGCCCAUCGAGUUAUUACCUCUACUUUGAUUUUAUGGAUUUAGAAAGUUGGGAGCAGGAUACCCAAGAAGAAACAUUUACUCCCAUUGUAACCUACUUUUCCACAACAGUGAACUAUCUGUGGGUCCGAGAGUUUUCGCAUGUCUUUUACAUGACAGCAACAUUUAUUAUUUGGGUUAAGGCAUUAAUUAAUCUAUUGGUGGCCUGUCUUCUGGUCGAUGGCAUUAAACAGAAACGACUAGUAUGUAUUGCUCCCUGGUUAAUCAAUUCCGGUUUGUCAAUGGCCAUUGAAACGGGAAUUUUUAUAAGUCUGGAACUCAGAAUUGAUGAGUUUGAUGCCGCAGUAGACCGUCGGAUAGCUAGAAGCCUGAUCUUUGGCACAUUUAUAGUUCUCAAUGCGUUAUUUUCUUAUGGCAUAUAUGCUCUAUAUCGCAAGAUAAAGUCUGCGCCAAGCGAUAACAUCGAAAUCAUUCCCCAAAGCCCUCACACAUUUAACGCCUAAAACUAUUUGGAAUCCUCUGGCAGAUGUUUAAAGAUUAAUCUUAAAGUCAUUAUCCCUUUAUGUUUUGGAAUAGGUAAAUAAAAGUACAUAACUGACUAUCCAAACAA